AUGGCUUCUACAGAGGCUGAAACGUCUCCAGAAACCCGACAAGCGCAAUUCGAACAAGGCGUAGCCAUCUCGCUGCACCUAUGGAUCUCCCUCACAGUCGCAGUCCAAAACGGCCUAGGCGGUCCCGAUUCCGAUGACAAGCGUGAUUGGUUUGCAGGCGCCAUUGUCGAUAUGUUUCCCAGUUUCGUCGACCUCGCCAAGCCGCGCAACCCGUCCCAGAAGGUGCCCCAGGAUCCCAUCGCGGAGGACGUUGAAGCCACUUUGCUGCAGGUCAUGUGGGACGAAUUCGAGACCAACGUCGAUGAUGAUUCCGAAGUCGAAGUCGCCGAUCGCAUAGUGAAGGCUCGCACACAGUGCGCCGCCGGCAAUUUCGAAUUCGUCGAAGAGCUGCGACGUAGAUGGUUGGCUACGAAAGGCAAGACGGUUAAGGUGCAAGAGGUAGAUGGAGAAGACCAGGAAACCGACUGGGAAAGCGAUGACGACGAGGAUGAAGAGGAUGAGGACGUUGAAAUGGACGAAGCACCCGCCUUAGUUGCGGUACCCAAGGAGCGCCCUCCGCCAGAAGUAGACGAAGAUGGCUUUACAAAAGUUACGCGAAAGAAGCGUUGA
Annulohypoxylon truncatum is the source of this 609-nucleotide messenger RNA. Its product is annotated as pre-rRNA-processing protein TSR2. Gene Ontology annotation, cellular component: nucleus. NCBI's taxonomy places the organism in Eukaryota, Fungi, Ascomycota, Sordariomycetes, Xylariales, Hypoxylaceae. The record is from RefSeq and is a predicted model, not a curated record. The coding region runs from base 1 to 609 and encodes 202 amino acids. Gene Ontology annotation, biological process: maturation of SSU-rRNA from tricistronic rRNA transcript (SSU-rRNA, 5.8S rRNA, LSU-rRNA). The transcript is spliced from 2 exons.